AUGACAAUCCAUAACCCAUCCCCCUCGCACAAUCUCUACAAUGCUCCCACGCAGCCCGCAUACGCAGUUCAGAGUGGCAAUCGCACGAUCCCGAUUCCGUUGGGUCAAGGUCAAGGUGUGCUUCAUGGAUCUGCAGGUAUAGGAGGUACGGGAGGAACACGAUUGGGAAGUGCGCAGAAUGCUAAUGCUAGUGGAGGGGCUGUGGCGAGUUCGGGAGGUAGGACGGGACAUGGUGGGAGUGCGAGAGCGGCUUCGGGACAGAGUGCUGUGAGGGGGGUAAUUCAGGGUCGGAAUCAGACUCAUGGAAGUGGAAGUCGGAAUGGGAGUGGAAAUGGAGGUGGACCUUCUCAGCAUGUGAAUGCAUCUGGAAUGCAAGCUCAGGCUCAAGUUCAACAUCCACAUAUUCCAAGCAACCAUAUGACUGCUCAAGCUCAGGCUCAGCAUCAACAAACUCCUGUCAAUUAUGUUCAUCCCUUUCUUCAUCCGCAAGCUCAUCAUCCUCAAGCCCAUCAUCCACCCCCCCAUAACCCAAUGAACCACAUUCAACCUCUUGUCGGCGGUGUAUUCGGUCCACACGCUCCCCACAUUCCUCACACAGGACAUACAUCCCACUACAUCCCUCUCUUAUCUCGACUCGGACCCUACGUCCCUCGCACAAGAGGUGCACGAAUUCCUACGUCAAAUCUCCGCGGUCAUAGACCAGCUUAUGGACCGCCAAUGCAACUACCAGGUCUACCUGUUCCAUUUGGGUUUUCUGCGAUUGGAAAUGUGAAUGCAGGAGGAAUGGGAUUGGACAUGGGGGUAUGGUUGUGA
Botrytis sinoallii is the source of this 813-nucleotide messenger RNA. RefSeq lists its product as uncharacterized. Bases 1 to 813 code for a protein of 270 amino acids. The record is from RefSeq and is a predicted model, not a curated record. Lineage: Eukaryota; Fungi; Ascomycota; Leotiomycetes; Helotiales; Sclerotiniaceae. The transcript has a single exon.